Messenger RNA from Talpa occidentalis (Iberian mole), 1395 nucleotides. RefSeq names its product sphingomyelin phosphodiesterase 5-like. The transcript has 7 exons. Gene Ontology annotation, cellular component: cytoplasm. The record is from RefSeq and is a predicted model, not a curated record. Gene Ontology annotation, biological process: sphingomyelin metabolic process. Gene Ontology annotation, molecular function: sphingomyelin phosphodiesterase activity. Bases 1 to 1395 code for a protein of 464 amino acids. NCBI's taxonomy places the organism in Eukaryota, Metazoa, Chordata, Mammalia, Eulipotyphla, Talpidae.
AUGCCGGCCCCGGCCCCUGGCGCCCUGCGGGCCUCGCCCUUCGCGCACCCGCUGCUGCACGGCCUCCACGGCCUGGCCCGCGCGCUGCUCUUCCCGGCCUACUGGGCCCUGGACCGGCUGCUGUGCUGCUGCGCGCCCUACCCGCGCCCCAGCGGCCUGCGGUGGCUGCGCGGCGCGGGGGCGCUGCUGCUGCUGCUGCCCUGCCUGCCCCUGGCCCUGCCCGGCCUGCCGCUCUGGCUGCUGCUGCAGGCCUGGCGCCGCCCCUUCUGCUACCAGCCCCCGCCGCACUGCUGGGCGGCCCCCGCGCCCUGGAGCGCCCCCGCCGAGCCCGCGCGCAGCUUUGGCUUCCUCAGCGCCAACGUGUGCCUGCUCCCCGACGGGCUGGCGCGCUUCAGCAACCUGCCGCACAGCCAGCGGCGGGCCGAGGCCCUGGGCGCCCUGCUGCUCGCCAGCCUGCAGGCCCCGCGCCCCGGCGCUCCGGGCUGCAGUGCCCCGGGGCCCGGCGGGCCCGGCGGGGUGCUGAUAUCCACGGUGCCGGCGGGCCUGGACUUCGUCUGUCUGCAGGAGGUGUUCGACUUGCGCGCGGCCCGCCGCCUGGUGCGCCGCCUGGUGCCCGCCCUGGGCCCGGUGCUGUACGACGUGGGCAGCUUCGGCCUGCAGCCCGGGCCGCACCUCAAGCUGCUGGGAAGCGGGCUGCUGCUGGCCUCGCGCUACCCGCUGCUACGGGCCACCUUCCACGCCUUCCCCGACGCGCGGCGCGAGGACGCGCUGGUCUCCAAGGGACUGCUGUCCGCGCAGGUGCAGCUGGGCUUCCUGGACGGGCGCCGCAUCGUGGGCUUCCUGCACUGCACGCACCUGCACGCUCCCAGCGAGGACGGGCCCGUGCGCUGCAAACAGCUGACGCUGCUGCUGGACUGGGUGGAGCAGUUCGAAGCCGCAGGUCGCCCGAGCGACGAGGCCGUGGCCUUCAGCGUGCUCCUGGGCGACCUCAACUUCGACAACUGCUCGCCAGGUGACGCGCAGGAGCAGCAGCACCCGCUCUUCAGCCGCUUCCGGGACCCCUGCCGGCUGGGCGCGCGCCAGGAGCAGCCCUGGGCUUGGGGAACCGUGCUGUGCGCCUCCCGCCUGCGCCACCCCGAGGCCUGCUCCCCGGAGCUGCUGCGCAGGGCGCUGCAGCGCGAGGAGGGGCGCCGGCGCUACCUGGCGGGCCCGCCCCGCGGAGCCCCGCGGCCCCGGCCCUGGCGCGGCCGGCGCCUGGACUACGCCGCGUUCCGGGGAGAGCCCGGCGGCCCGCUGCGCCCCGAGCGGCCGCAGGUGGCCUUCAGCACGGCGCUCGCGGGGCUCACGGACCACCUGGCGGUCGGGCUGCGGCUGCGCGUGGCGCUGCGGGCCUGA